Molecule: messenger RNA, 2416 nt
Organism: Macrosteles quadrilineatus (aster leafhopper)
Lineage: Eukaryota; Metazoa; Arthropoda; Insecta; Hemiptera; Cicadellidae
Product: neuropeptide F receptor-like
Exons: 5
Coding region: 31-1233 (400 amino acids)
Biological process (GO): G protein-coupled receptor signaling pathway
Cellular component (GO): membrane
Molecular function (GO): neuropeptide Y receptor activity
Source: RefSeq, a predicted model, not a curated record
CAAGACCUCUCAGCUCAUAUGUGACGUCAUAUGUCAAGUUCCCCUCUACCUGACUGGAUGAUUUGUUGGUUUAUGAACUGUUCCGUGCACGAAGCAUGCCUGAUGAUGGAGCUCAAUUCGUCAGGCAUUUUUAACUUUAACGUCAUUGACGCUUUCAAGAUUAUUCAAGAACACAAGACACGUGAUCGAAAUGUCAAUGGCGCAACUCAGGUGAUCCUGAUCUGUGUCUACGGUCUUCUGAUAGUCUCCGGACUAUCAGCCAAUCUUGUAGUGAGUUUCGUGGUGGCUCGUCGUCCUCAGAUGCACACUCCCAGGAACCUCUACAUCGUCAACCUGACCAUCUCCGACAUGACGUUGUGCCUGAUCUGCAUGCCGUUCACCCUCGUCUCCAUCCUGAGACGACAGUGGUCGCUGGGUCUGACCCUUUGCAAGCUCGUACCCGUCAUCCAGGGCGCCAACAUCAUGGUGUCGGUUGGGACCAUCACUGUGAUUGCCCUUGACAGGUAUUUGACAAUUGUGCGAGGUCAGGAGACAACGAACAACAAAAGUCGAGUCAUCACUUCCAUUGCCCUCGUGUGGUUAAUAUCAGCUCUGGCUACUCUUCCUCUGGGCUUCUAUCAAGUAUUGGAGCCGGUUACGUUCCACAAGGUAGUAUUGUACGAGACGUGUAUAGAGCGAUGGCCCUCCCAGAGACUGAAGGUGGCCUACGCUGUAGCCGUGCUGCUGGUACAAGCAGUCAUACCGGCGCUGGUAGUGUGUGUGGUUCACGCACGCAUCGCCUCCUACCUGCACGCACACGCACGCACACAGAAGGACCUGCGCAGAGCUCACAGGGAGAUACAGAGGAACAGGAGAACCACGCUGCUUCUUUCAGGUGUAGCGAUCCUGUUCGCUCUCAGCUGGCUGCCUCUGGGUAUCUUCUCCUUGACUGCGGACAUCUACUACUCCGGCGAGUCCUACACUGAGGUCACCUCUCAGGACCUGUACGUCACCUUAGCAGUUUGUCACAUAACCGCUAUGUCUUCCGCGGUCUCCAACCCCGUGGUGUACGGCUGGCUCAACACCAAUAUUCGUCAGGAAUUCCUGCAGCUGCUGCCCUCCAAGUGUGCCAACCCUGCGCGCCAAGACGAGGGUACUACGAAAACAGCGCUGCCAACCACAACACAAACACACAGGCGAGACAGCGUCACCGUGCUGUUGCCACACCCCCACACUGCCAUCACGGUCUUAUAAUUAUGGUUCCUUCAUUAUUCAAUAGUUCUAUAGGAAAUUUAAUAGCACCGGAAUUGCAACAUUUACUGAUAAGGCUUCUACGAGACCUGACAGGUCCCAACCUGUUCCAUAUGUAAACAGGAUAAGACUUGGGUCGUGCAUUAAUUGCGCCAAAGAGUUCCAUAAUUGUGCAAAGCCCUCAAAUGGUCCCAAAAAAUGUUCCUUAGUUGUGCCAUGCCCAAGCCAGGGUGGGGCGAGUUGCCGGCAGAAGGAAUGUCCUUGUUUACGUGUCAUCCUAACCUAUCCUAACCUAACCUAACAAAACAUAACAUAACCUAACUCAAAACCUAAACUUACUUAGCCUAACCUAACCUACUCAAUUAUACAGUCAAAGAGGGCCGCAACGUGGAGCAGUAUCGGAUGGUUCCUUGGAAUAGUUGGUGCAAUUCAGGAAUACCCGACUACCUGAUUUAGAGCAGUUGGCGCAAUUAAUGCCCGCCCGAGAUUUGCUGACAGACAUCAUACAAUCCGUACUAGUCAAUAAUUUUACAGGCAUCUAGAAUAAAUUAUUAAUGGUGAGAGUUGUCCUCUGCCAACUUGUAAUUUUGACCUAACAAAUUUUAUUUGAGGAGUUUUGUCGUCGACACCUACAAAGACCAUACUUACUAAAUCGACUCCCAGUUUAGGACUACCUCUUAUUAUACAAUCUAUACUAAAUGUUGCCACCAUAGUAUGGCACUUUAUAUUUUAUUUAUACGUCUAUCUGAGGACUUCGACUGUGAUUUUUGGUAGCGUUAGAUAUAUUUUUAUAUGGAUAGCAGUUCAAUGUAUUUAAGGCCUUAGUAAAGGACCGAUUAAAUCUUGUUAAGAUAUACCAUUGAGUUAAAAAGUGUGCAUUAACUGUUGUACAUUUUAUGUAGAAAAUUAAAAUCUUAUACUCACCAUUAUAAUGCAGAGUAAAACAACCCCUUCUAUACCAGUUUUGAAAAAAAACUUACCUUAAAUUAAUUAUUUAAGCUCUAGAUUAGUAAUUGGUUAAGUAAUUCGGAAGGCAAAAACCCAGAAAUGAAAAGAUAUAAUCCUUGAAAAUGUCUAGAAAAUACGCUAAACACCACGUAAAAUUCGCCGUUUUAACUAAAUAAACAGGAAUUAUAAAUUCAUUUGUUUACAAGUUUUCAGAUCUUUUUUAUAUUUGAAACACCAA